AUUAAUCUCCUCCCUGUCUAUAAACAUGAUAACCAUGCUCCAACGGAUUCUCCCCUUUUCACCAUCAACAUUCAAGUUUGAAAACAAUUCCAAAUGAAAUAUUAAACUAGGAGUCUUUUCUUUGUGCUGUUAGUGACACUGCAUGUGCUCUGGAAUAUCUUAGUUUGGCUUCAUAUGCUAAUUACCCAUCACCCACUUUUCAUACUCAGAGUGUGAUACUCCUACCCUUCCUUUGGGUAACUGUUUUCUUGUUAACCAACAACUUCAUCUCUUGUAUUUUUAAGCCCAUUUUUUCUCCCAAAAAUCAAAAUUCUAAGUUGAUUUCUCAUCUCAACUCAUAGAGUAAAUGGGUGAGGAAGCAAAACAAGAAUCACCCAAGGCCCAUGAGUCUAAGCCAGAGGAAAAUCAAGAAGAGAAGAAACAGCCUAAACCACCAUCUCCGUGUGUGUUGUUUCUUGACUUACAUUGUAAAGGAUGCGCCAAGAAAAUUAAGAAAUCUAUUAUGAAAAUGAGAGGAGUUGAGGGAGUGGUGAUUGAUAUGGCUAAAAAUGAAGUGACCAUAAAGGGAACAGUGGAGCCUCAAGCAAUCUGCAACAUGAUUUCGAAGAAAACAAAGAAAAGAGCCAAAGUUAUAUCUCCAUUGCCAGAAGCAGUAGAAGGAGAACCUAUACCUUCUCAGGCUAGUGAACCGGUUAUUGUAGAACUUAACAUAAGCAUGCAUUGUGAAGCUUGUGCUGCGCAGCUCAAGAGGAAGAUACUCAAAAUGAGAGGAGUUGAAACAGCAGUGACAGAGCUUAGCACAGGGAAGGCUAUUGUGACGGGGACCAUGGAUGCAAACAAGCUAGUGGACUAUGUUUAUAGACGCACCAAAAAACAGGUCAAAAUAGUUUCCCAGCCUGAACCUGAAGCUGAACCAGAAAAGAAAGAAGAAAAUAAAGAAUUAGAGAAACCUGCAGCAGAAGAGGCAAAACCUGAUGAAGAAGAGAAAGAAGAAGGUGGCAAAGACGAGAAUGAGAAUAAAGAAGAGAAAGGUGUGGAAGAAGUGGGUGGUGAUGAGAAUGGAGUAGUGGUGCUUAACAUUGAUGAUGAUGAAAGCAUGAAGAGGAUGAUGUACCACUAUUACUAUUACCAACCACUCUGUGUGAUUGAAGGAAUCCCACCCCCUCAGCUCUUCAGUGAUGAAAAUCCCAAUGCAUGCUGCAUUUCAUAAAUUCGUCUCACAAGAUCAAAGCAAAGAUUUUAAAUAGUAAUUUGUAAUUAAGUAGCAACCCAGUAUGAGGAAUUUAGAGCUGAGUUGGUGACUGGAAUGUGUCAAAUGAGUUGAUUAAUAAUAUAUGGUUCUGUCCUUUUUAUAUAUGUACGAUGUAUUAUUUAUUACAUACACGAAUAAAUAUUGUAAAAAUGUUUAUGAAA
This is a messenger RNA of Glycine soja, 1413 nucleotides long. RefSeq names its product heavy metal-associated isoprenylated plant protein 9-like. Lineage: Eukaryota; Viridiplantae; Streptophyta; Magnoliopsida; Fabales; Fabaceae. The record is from RefSeq and is a predicted model, not a curated record. Gene Ontology annotation, molecular function: metal ion binding. Bases 347 to 1210 code for a protein of 287 amino acids. The transcript has 5 exons.